Penaeus monodon (black tiger shrimp) is the source of this 3170-nucleotide messenger RNA. RefSeq lists its product as uncharacterized. Lineage: Eukaryota; Metazoa; Arthropoda; Malacostraca; Decapoda; Penaeidae. The coding region runs from base 81 to 2657 and encodes 858 amino acids. The record is from RefSeq and is a predicted model, not a curated record. The transcript has 21 exons.
CGUCCCCUGGAUGGUUCGACGUCGAGCAUGGGAAGUCGUAUGGGCCGGCGACUCUACUGCGCCUGACUCACUACUUCGAAAUGGAGUUUGUGACGGAGACGGAAAUUGAUGGCGUUGACGUCGAGCGGUACAGAGGCUGUGAAGCGGAAGGUCACGUGGAGCUGUUUUAUUCGUAUUCAAAGGUUCCUUGGCAGAUGCCGGAGAUCACGUGGUUCCCCGGCGAGGACGACCGAAUUCCCGUCGAGUUCGAGGUCGAGAUGAUGGACCAGUCUGAGCACUACGAGUACCACGUGUUGAAGUUCGUGCCUUGGGUUGAGCAUCACCAUUUGCUUGAGGUUCCCCGUGGGCUGUCUUGUGAAGGUUUAGUGGGCGUGGUCUCGGAUCUGCCCGUGCCCGACAUACCCAGCCAUUUUUCCCUUGCGGAGGAGGUCGUCUCAAACCCAAUGAUCGACGGAGUGAGCUUGGGGUCACAGCACCUGGAUAAAGUCAAGUUUGCGUACGCCGAGGGUCUGUCUCUGGUUCGCCUCGAUGUCGUUCCGCCCAAUUACGUCACCGAGCUCACAGAUCACGUGGUUGAGGUCGUCCACGAUUUCAACACAGGUGCUCAGUACAUAAUCGACCGCGAAUUUGGCAACUGUUCUGUUGAUCGUAUUCCAGAAUACACCUUCGACACUCAUUUUGGAGGCAUGCUGGGAACAGGGGGGUCCAUGCUCGGCCCCAACGAACUGUUCCACCUGGACGACACCUACGCGUAUGUGGGCGAACGAUCCACUCGGCAAAUCGGGAGCGACAUGUGGACCUCCACCCGCGAUGAUAUUCCAGAUCCCGACGUCGGCUUUGUGGAGAACUUUCCCAAGGCGGCUCUCGAGUAUUACUUCGCUCAGGUCACUUUAGUUCGUCCAAAAAAUGUCUUCCAGGCGACGGGUAUGAUGACGACCAACUUCUACGACUUCAAGGAGGUGGCUCUGUACACGGAGACGGAGUUUAGCGUGGAGGAAUGCUACGAGCGCUGGAGCGAUCGGUGGUCGUACCUCAUUAUCACCUUCCCCGCCGCCCACAAGAACCAGUUCGAAGCAGCCGAGAGGAAGCAAGAUUUGUUCAAGCAUAAUGUUUUCGAUCUUAUAGUAACCAGGGGGGAUAUAUCACCUGUUCGGAUCGCUUCCAUUGAUGUAUCAGAGGGAGUCUCCGGCCUGGUGCCCAACACAACGGACGCAGAUCUGAUCAUCGUCUCCGUGAAGCUUCUUGAGAGAGCCCCCUACCUCCUCUCCUACAGGGAACCCUCUGACGAGCCAGAGAAGUUUCCCGGCGUCAACGAGAAGACCUUCGAAAACGUUAACAGCGAGGACUGCGCUAAAAUGUGUACAGAGGAACGUGGAUUCCAGUGCAAGUCCUUCCACCACUGCGAUGACAGAAUCUGCUUCCUGAGCGCCCUUGACACCGCUGACGGCGAGCCAGUUGACACGGUGAACAGGUGCCACCACUGGAUUUCCAACAUUGACAACCAAACCUUCGCUGAUCUGCCGUCGACCGAGGUUUACUCUGUUAUCCUGGACGCUAUUCGACACGGGAAAUUUAUCUUCAGUAUUCCGUACAAGAAGACAUUCAGCCCAGUCACCCUACUCUGCGCAGAAAACUCGUGGGACGAGGCCAGAGCUCACUACAGGACACGAUGGACCAUCAGGAGCAGUCACCUCGAGGACUCAGAGUUAUACAUUCAAGACGGGAUGGAGAACCUGGACGAAUGCCUGACCCUCUGCGUGGCCUACAGAGCUUUCCGCUGCGAGACCGUCGUGCACAAGCCUCUGGACCAGCAGUGCAUGCUCAUUGCCUCCCACUACCACGAUAUCAACUCCUCUUAUAUCAAGCCGGAGAGUGAUUCCUGGAUUCAUUCAAGAUCGUACCUGGCCGACUAUAGCCCUGUCUUCGGUGGCGUGGCUCUGAACACCUCAGGCCCUACGUAUGAAAAUGUGGAUCACCUGGAGGCGUGUGCUAGAUAUUGCUCACGAGAAACGAGCAUCACGUGCCAGAGUUUCGAGUGGUGUCACGAGCAGCGCCUGUGUCAUCUACAUCAAGAGCAUUUCCUGGACGUGGUUAACGGAGGCAACUAUGGCGUUCAGACUUCGUGCAUCCACUUCUCCAAGCGAAACGACCAGAUGUUCUCGCGAUAUCCCCAUCAAGGAUUGGCCAACGACAAGCACAGACUGGUUGCCUUCAAGACUGACGUUUCGAGCUGCGCCAAACUUUGUGUCGAAGAAAGUGACAUGACCUGCCAGAGCUUUGACUUCUGCUCUGUAUGCGGGGAGGACGAAUAUAGUGUCUGCGGGGAAGAUAACUCCGGCUCAACCAACCUGUGUUAUUUGUCCGACCACCACCUGGGCGAGGGCGGAAUCGCUCUCACCGCUGCCACCAGCUGCGAGCACUAUUCCCGUGAAGUUUUCGGUGACGUGGACUACCCUACUUGGGUCUCCAGGCAGAGAAAGUCUGACAAGCCAUACACUUCAGGCGACAUGGCGGGGUUGGCCUUCGGCAUGAUCUUCCUCGGUAUCUUGGUCGCCGUCGCCUUCCUCUUCGGCAUGACCUACGCCAAGCCUUCGUCAGUGCCCAAGGACUUCUCCAUCAGCUUCGUCAACCUCAAGACGGGCGAGUCUUACAGUUAGCUCUCGCGAUAGGUCGAUAGUUGAAGAGUUUGAUUAGUCUUUCUCUCUGGUCUGACUGUUUCUCGUUUCUUUCUUUCUUCAUUUUUCCUCUUUCUUUCUUUCGUUGGUUCUUUCUUUCUCUCUCUCUCUCUCUCUCUCUCUCUCUCUCCCGCUCUCCUUCUCCCUCUCCCUCCUUCUUUUUCUAUUUCAGACAAUAAAAUGUCUUUAAUAUUAUAAUGGCAAGAAUAGGCAGGCAUAUGAUAUCGCGUGUUAUAUUGCCAUGUAUGUGCUAUAUAAAUUUUGUAAUAAUAAUUCUGUUUCGCUUCAUAAAUGUGAUGAUAAAUGUCUUUCAGGAGGGACUGAAGAAUCUAGAAUUGUUAAGAUAGAAUUGUUCUUCUUUUUAGAUUAGAUAUGAUUCAUGUGAUAUUAUAUGUGCGCGAUCUUAUUUCAGAACAAUGGCUGUGUAAUUUUAUAAUGCCAAGAAUAAAUGCUUUAAUUCGUAUUACAGUCUGUAAUAAAGUAAAUUCCUGUGAA